AUGAGUAAUAUUCAGACCGAUUCUAGCUCAACUAGGAAUUUGGAUACUCCUGGAACAGACUCUGAAAUGAUUAGGUGGUCACCACCCCCUUUUGAUAGGGUUAAAAUUAACUUUGAUGGCUCAGUCUGGAGGAACUCUGCAGCUAGAGGAUUCGUAAUCCGAACCCCUAAUGGUAAUCCACUUGUUGCAGCUUCUUCUAAUUUUGGAAUUACCACAAUCUCAGUUGCAGAAGCUCUUUCACUCCGAAACAGCCUCAUUUGUGCCAAGGAGAGAGGCUUGUCCAGAGUGGAGGUUGAAGGAGAUUCGAAACUUGUCAUCGAUGCAGUGAAUGGCAUUGCUGCUUCACCUUGGAGGAUCCUCAAGCUAGUUCAAGAAAUUAGAUCUAAUGCUGUCGCAAAUGUUGGCCACAAAGUAGGAGAUGUUCGCUUUUGGGAGGAGUGUGUUCCUCCGGAAGCUAGCCUAGCGCUGUCUUUUGACUAUGUAAACCGCGGUUAUCCCUUUAUCCGCGCCUUCGACGACUCGUCGACCUCCGCCACCGUUUCGGCUAAAAUCGACGCCGCCGAGAAUGCCAAGGCCACGACGGACAAGGACUAUCCGGGCGGUGAGUUUCAGUUUCGGGAGGCAAGCGCGUGGAGGAGCUUCGUCGUUAAGCUUCGGAUGCUCUUCGCUUGUCCUUGGGAGCGGGUCAAGAAGGGAAGCGUCUUGACCAUGACAUUGCGGGGCCAGAUAACUGAUCAGGUACUCACUAAAUUGUUUUGA
This is a messenger RNA of Fragaria vesca subsp. vesca, 759 nucleotides long. RefSeq lists its product as uncharacterized. The transcript is spliced from 5 exons. Lineage: Eukaryota; Viridiplantae; Streptophyta; Magnoliopsida; Rosales; Rosaceae. Bases 1 to 759 code for a protein of 252 amino acids. The record is from RefSeq and is a predicted model, not a curated record.